Stylonychia lemnae is the source of this 603-nucleotide messenger RNA. NCBI's taxonomy places the organism in Eukaryota, Ciliophora, Spirotrichea, Sporadotrichida, Oxytrichidae. The record is from the annotation of a GenBank genome assembly.
AUGGGCUGUUCUUAAUCCUCAGCAACUUUAGACGCUAUAGUGCACAGAGAGAUUUAAAGAAGAAUGAAGAAAGGAGAAAUCAAUCUCACCAGGCACGAUCCAGAUAUAACUCAAAAAUUAGAGAAGAAGAUCGAGAAAAAUAAGAGAUAGAGAACAUUCAAGAGAGUCAAGCCAGAAUAUGACAUUACUUUUCUCUAAUCCUCUAGAUAAAUUGAAGUCAUUGGUAAAACCUCUGAUGGAGAUCACCUAGUAAAGAUUGGAUCAUUACAGGAUUUGCAAAGACUAAGAGAAAUUUAGGAGGGAAAUGUUUGGGUUAAUACUGAGACCAGCACUGACACCAGACGAAUUAUGACAGCUAGAAAUUCUUAGUUAAGAGAAUCUCAUGACACUAAAGUCACAGAUUUAAAACAUUCGAACUCAGCAGGCGAAAUACCAGUUUAACAGUACAUGAUCAAGUAUCACUAAAAAUCAAACGCAGACUUCUUGGAUGAGCCAGCACACAGAGUAGCUAAUGCGCUUUUGAAAAAGUUUUAGUAAGCUUAUGACAAAGAUCAUGUAGUUACAAUUAAUCCAAAUGCCUUUUACCACCCUAACAAUACAUGA